AUGUCGGACGGUGCUGAAAACAUAUAUUCCGCUGGUCAAGCCAACGGGUCAGUUGACAACGGCGUUGCCAAAAGCUCAGAAUUGCCACAAUCCUUGUUUGUGCAACACCUUGCAACAUAUCCAGCAGUGGCAGCGUUGACCGGGUUCGUGGCCUCGGCGCCAUUAGUUGGGAUGUUUGCAUCAAAUGCAAUUCCUUUGAUGAUGGCCAUUCGCGAUAGGUCCCGCCCUAUUGCCGACCCAGUAGUUAAGAGGGCCUCGCCAGUAAUUGUUCGUGUUGACAAGUUUGGUGAUAGCAUUCUCACUACUGUAGACCAUACAUUUCCAGCAAUUACACAAACCCGCCCAGAAGAGGUUAUUGAGUACGCCAAAGCCCCUGUUAACCAAGCUCGAGAAGCGUACACUAGCUAUAGUAACAGUACGAGAGGGCUUGUCGAACACAGGGUCAUUGAUCCUAUCAAAAAGGUUUCACAAGCAGUUAGGGUCCAGUAUAACAAGGUCUAUGAUACAAAGGGCAAGGCCCUUGUACGAUCUAAUCUCGACUCUUUGGUUUUGCCUAUUAAUGAUAGGCUUGAAAAUGUUAUUACUGAUUAUCUUCCCGAGGGAGAGGAACUUCCACAAGCGGAUGGGCUAUCAAAUGAGAUCAGUCGCACCUGGAGAUUGGUCAGAGUUGCAGUUCAUCGUGGACGACCUGUUUUAGCCGAACAGGUUAACCAAGUUGUGACUUUACCUCGGAUAGCCACUGAACAUGUAUUUAACACUUGGGAGGAAAAGGUUCAGAAACAUAGCAAUGGGAAGCCCACGGCCACCACCUACGCCCUGGCUUAUUUAGGUACCACUCGUCAAUUGUCUAGUGACAGCAUUUCUGCCGUUCGAGCUGCUACUGGAAUUCCAUUGCCUUAUUUUGGGUUAGGAUCAACGAACGAUGAUAAUGUCUCGAGUGAAGGAUCGGCUGAUACCGUACCAUCACAAGGAUCGCGAAUCCCUGGCUCUAAUGCGUUGUCCAGCGCCACUAAACUUUUCUACAGUUAUUUGCCUCACCCAACUACUUCAAGUGGCGCAGUUGUUGUCACUGAUGAACUUCCUACUACUACUGUGCAAGAAAUUUCCGCCACUGGAGAAAUUCAUUAG
Messenger RNA from Sugiyamaella lignohabitans, 1128 nucleotides. It is a transcript of the gene SPS4, whose product is annotated as Sps4p. The coding region runs from base 1 to 1128 and encodes 375 amino acids. The record is from RefSeq and is a predicted model, not a curated record. NCBI's taxonomy places the organism in Eukaryota, Fungi, Ascomycota, Dipodascomycetes, Dipodascales, Trichomonascaceae. The transcript has a single exon.